AUGGCCAUUACCAAAUCGCAUCCCGGAAUCAAUGUCAGUGUUACUAGCCAGGGAAAGCUACUGCCUGAGUACGACAAUGAUGAGGAAGAGACCAGCCCCCAGACUAUUACGAAAUAUAUCGAAGCUCAAUCAGGCGCCGAGUUCGCAAUCCAAAUUGAGCUGCAAAAGCCAUUUCCAGUCCAUUCUGUGAAAUUCAGGUUGUACCUAGAUGGUAGAUCUGUGUGCUCGCGUAUCGUCUCGGAAGCCCAAUAUGCCAAAGCGAAAUCUAGGGUGAAAAGAACAAUCGGUAGUGUUACCUCAAUAGUCGCGGAGGGCCGAUGCAUGAUACAGAAAUUCUGUUUCUCUGAUUUAUCAAUUGAUGAUUCCCACGAUCAGCCUGUGGGUGACCGACUCAUAGAUGAUUUGAAGACGAUGGGCGAAAUCACCCUCAAGGCGUACUACAUCGACGGUCUCAAAGAUGUUCUCAGCAAGCCGUCUGGUAGCGAAUCUUCUAAGAAGAAAAUCCUUGAUGCAGGGGUAAUUCCAGAAAAAGCGUUGAAAGGGAGAGCUCUCUCACAUCAGGCGGGGUUGAGUGCACCGGUGAACAUGCCCUACUCAGCCUCAGGGCACCACACAGAUUUCAAAUACGUUGAUCCGAACAAGCAGCCUUUCGCUGUGGUUACCUUCAAGUAUCGCUCAAAAGAGGCUUUGCGAUCCCUACUAGUCAUUCCCCGAAGUCCUAGUCCAGUUCCAUUAGAGGAUAGGGAUACCAGCACUCUCACGCUAGACGAGUCGCGCGAACUUCUUCGACCUAAGAGUGAGCGAGAUGAGGUUACACGAGGUAUCAAAGAAGAAGUUGUACAGCAAAAAAGCAACGCUGAUAAGCUUGGGACGAUCAAACGAGCUGCUGAGGAUGAUGAUGAGAUUUCGUUCGUCUCGUCAAAGCGUCGACAACCUCGAACUACCUUCAAUAAGCACGGAAUUGAGACGAUCGAUCUUACAUGA
Molecule: messenger RNA, 984 nt
Organism: Cucurbitaria berberidis CBS 394.84
Lineage: Eukaryota; Fungi; Ascomycota; Dothideomycetes; Pleosporales; Cucurbitariaceae
Exons: 4
Coding region: 1-984 (327 amino acids)
Source: RefSeq, a predicted model, not a curated record